AUGUUUUGGGUGUUUCUGGGAUUACUAGGCUCCGCCAUCGCAGCGCAGAGUUCUUACGAUCUGGAAACUAGAGCGGUUUCAUUCCCCGGAAAGCCAAGCUUAGGACCGCUUUAUUCAUCCAGUUUAAACUCGGCCCAGGGAUUCCGUGAUAAUAGUUACGAAGACAAUGCGGUAACACCCACACCCUCACCGACGCCGAUCUACAGGAGUCAACAACCGUUAUAUCGCAAACCGACGGCGACGCCGAUAGACGCUCGUGAUUAUCCUCAAUCGACGGCCAUUCGUAUCGGUUCUCCAUCGCGAGCUCCUGCUCGAGGCCAAUACGGACCCAAUAACGGGCCUACGCAAGAGGAACUCGAGGAGGAGAAAGAAGAGCCUGAUCGUCUCAGCCUUCUUCUACCCCAGAGCAGAUUCGAUUGCGUCAACAAGCAAACCGGCUACUACGCUGACGAGGAUCUCAAUUGCGAGGUUUUCCAUUACUGCCAGGACAAUGCCAAGCACUCUUGGAUCUGUCCAGAGGGUUUCACCUUCCACCAAGUGCAUUUAAUCUGCAUGCCACCCAGCGGCGACAUCAGUUGUAAGAAGAGCUCACAAUAUCAUUUCGUCAAUGAGUAUCUAUACAAGCCAUUGAAUCUCCAAGAGGCUGAAAAUAAACCUAAUGUUACUCUGAGAUAUAGUGAAAGGUAUUACCCUGCUGAUAUUUACACCGAUGAGAGAGAGGUCGGUGACUAUCAGAUCACUCCUACAGUCGCUCCGACGCGUCGUCCUGCUCCACAGGCCUUUGUAAGUCCGCAACCUCAAAGUUUGAACAGCAUUCCCACGUCGGUUCGUCCACAGUCCACAGGAGCCCCGCAGUUCCGUCUCCCGGUGAAUCAGGUAUUCCACAGCCCCGAAGAAGUCAACAUCCCCCUUCAGCAUAGGCGACCGCAGCAGCAGCAACAACAUCAUGUUCUCAGACGAUAUCCUCAGAUCCAAUCCGACGCAGAGGACUACGAAUAAAUUCUUAUUGUUAGAAAUCUUUAGCUCUCUAUGAAUUCAACUCAUUCAUUCGAAUUGUUAAAUUCUUCACGAUUCUCUUAUUAAUUACCGAUACUCGAAACAUCUUUCGAAUUAUUUAAUAUUUUUCACAAUUCUUUUCUCGCGAAAUCGAUUAAAGAUCACAAAAUUCAAGAUUCUCUAGAAUUUUUGAAUUAUUGGCGAGCGUUGAGCGGGAAAACUGCGAUGCGGUAGCCAAUUAAUAUGUCGCUCUUAUGAAAAAGUUGUAAGUUUUAAGUUGAUUGGCUACCACGUCGCUUUUGCCGCGCGGCAUACGUUGUCAAGUGUAGAAGCCAUUAAGGCGCGAUUUUACUUUACGUUUGUCAACGUGUCGCAUGCGAUGAUUGGUUACCAGAUAGAAAAUUCUUAGAAUUUCUAUCGAAAUUCUUUAUUCGAUAGCCAAUCACCGCAUUCGAUAAUGGUUGCGUUCCGAUUUUCACUGCUAGUACUGAAAAUUUAUAGCUUACGUCAUGUACACUCUAAAUUCAGUAUGGUAGUAAAUAUCGGAACACGGCCAACGUCAGAGAUUUAUAACGAAAAAAAAGCGACAGAACUAGUUGCAAGAUAAGAAAAAUGCGUAAAUUUGAUUUAAAUUAAUUGUUGAAUUAAUAAUAAUACGAUAAUCAGUACUUCUUCUUAAUUAACUGCUAAUUAAAGCUAAUUUAAUUAUUGUAAAUAAUAAACGAUCAAUAAUAAUUAAACAGUAUGCUAAGUUUGUUUGUAUUCGUAGUAAUUGACUUUAAAAAUUGAUAAGCGAGAUGGCCAAUAAAAUGUUGCGUUAUUUUUAA
Messenger RNA from Cataglyphis hispanica, 1823 nucleotides. RefSeq lists its product as uncharacterized. The record is from RefSeq and is a predicted model, not a curated record. Bases 1 to 999 code for a protein of 332 amino acids. Gene Ontology annotation, cellular component: extracellular region. Gene Ontology annotation, molecular function: chitin binding. The transcript has 4 exons. Lineage: Eukaryota; Metazoa; Arthropoda; Insecta; Hymenoptera; Formicidae.